UGCACCUCGAAUAACGCAAAGAUUCAUUUACUAGUGAUCAUGUCCAUAAGUUCUUGCUAGACAUGCCUUAGUUACUUUAGUUAGUAUGUAAAUCAUAAUGAUCCAGCGAAUAUUGGCACCUAUGUUACGAAGGUACCUGUCAUAUUUGACUAAUGUAUAGAAAAAUGGCAAAUAACUUUAUGUGACAUUGUCCCAAAUCAGUUUCGUAUUGUUUUUUGUGGGUCAGUCUUUGUUAAUAUUUUUGGAAAGGCACAUGGUGCUGUGGUGAUUCGUUUUCCGGAAGCUUUGGUCUUGAGGUUUUUCUGUGCUCUCUUGAGAUGGAUUUCCAAUUACAACCGAUUCUUGUUUCUCCACUCCACACUCUCGCGUAACUCAGAUUUCACCUCAGGAAGUGGGUAGCUUCACACUCACAGUUGUCUCAAAAGCUACCAACAACAAGAUGAAGAAACAUUGGUUUCCACCCCUACUGUUUUUUGCAGUUAUGGGUCUGGGUAAUCCCCAAGAAGAUCAAGAUCGCCCUUGCAUUCCACGGGAUUUCGGAAGAGGAAGUAUUGUUUGUGUCUGCAAUUCUACGUACUGCGACUUCGCCAGUGUGAAGCUUCUCAGCCCUCACGACAACGCCACUGCUGCCACCGAAAUUUAUGGACAAUCCCAAUUUAUGGGCCUCCCUGUACAAGUGUGGACUUCUUCCAAAACGGGUUCCCGCUUUCAUAAAUCCAUUAUCUACUUCAACCAAGAGCUCGCUGACGAACCAGUUGUUUACGAUUCGCAACACUUUCUCAGUCCCACCGACAGCAAGUCUCUUCAUAAUAGAGGGAAGAGCCCUGCACGAAAUAACGGAUUCUCAUUUUUUCAGAGAUUUGCAGAAAUAAGUGGACUUCAGCCAUAUUUAAAUGAAGCUCAUGAAUUUACGGACGCCGUAACAGCAAAAUAUGCCCCUCCACUAAAUGAGAUCAACUUAUUUCGUUACGUUGCGGACUUUCCUCGACCCAACAGGCUGACCAAGUUCACCAUUCGGCAGGAUGUUCAAUACCAAAAAGUCUUGGGGAUAGGCGCAGCAUUCACAGAUGCUGCUGGAAUCAACAUUGCGUCAUUAAGUAGGGAUACACAAGAGAACCUUAUGAAGUCAUAUUUCGGCCGGAGUGGGAAUAACUAUUCAAUGGGGAGGGUGCCAAUGGGUGGGACCGAUUUCUCUACUCGUCCCUACACGCUCGAUGACAUGGUAGAUCACUUGGGUGGGACGGAUCUGAACCUCACCGCAUUUGCCCUCCAGCCCGAAGACUUCAAACUCAAAAUUCCUUAUAUUCGAUGGGCUGAAUCAAUUAGGAAUGAAUCCUUAAAAUUGGUUGCAUCUCCCUGGAGUGCACCUGCCUGGAUGAAGACUAACAACGACAUUAAGGGCAGAGGUGUACUGAAGACAGAAUACUACCAGUUGUGGGCCGAUUACUUUGUCAGAUUUCUUCGUGACUACCAAAAGGAGGGGAUAAACAUUUGGGGAGUAACGACGGGAAACGAGCCCCUGAAUGGGCUGAUUCCCGGAUGGCCGUUUAACUGUAUGGGUUGGAAGUCCAGUGAUAUGAAGAAAUGGAUUGCUACCAAUUUAGGACCAACUUUAGCGUUAUUGAAGCCUGAGUUGGAUGUUAAAAUUAUAACACUCGAUGACAAUAAAGGGACCAUUCCCACUUGGUCUAAAGAGAUUUUGGAUGACGAUAGCUCAGCCCGCUAUGUGGAUGGUAUUGGAACCCAUUGGUAUUUCGAUUUCUUGGUCGGGUCAGACGUGGUCUCGCGCUUCCAUAAAAAAUAUCCAGAUUAUUUUAUACUCCAAACGGAGUCUUGCCUUGGUGAGUCGUCGUCUCGUCUUGGAUUCACCCCUUGGGAGGUGGAGAAAGUCAUCGUCGGGUCCUGGUCGAGAGCUGAGCAAUAUCUGGAAGCUAUCAUACGCGACAUGAGAAAUUGGGUGGGAGGGUUUUUGGACUGGAACUUAGCGUUGGAUUUGGACGGCGGGCCCAACUGGGCGAAAUUGACGGCUGAUGCUGCAAUCCUUGUAAACCAUUCUCGGGAUGAAUUUUUCAAGCAACCAAUAUUUUAUGCCAUUGGCCACAUCUCCAAGUUCGUCCCCCCGGACUCUGUUCGAAUUGAUCUGUUGGUGAAAGAUGCUCCCAGAAAUCUGCUACACAUCGCCUUCCUACGUCCAGAUAAAGCCGUUGUUGUGAUUUUCUUAAACAGGCUCAAUUACGACGUCAAAAUAUCCUUGUACGACAAGGAUAGGGGAACAAUUCGUGUCAACAUUCCGGCACUUUCCUUCCAAACGCUUGUAUAUCAGUAAUAAACAAGAUAAUGAUAAAUUUUGGGGAGAUAUUCAUUACGUGCUGAUGAAAAGUGAUGAGGUUGGGGUUAGCUCUGAGUGAGUUAAACAUUGUGAGCGUAUUGAUAAAGCGAGGUAUGCAAUUAACGCGUCUCCUAAAAAAUGGUAAAAUGUCUCAUAAAUAAUAUACAAGUUGCCUACAUGCAAAACGUCUCCUAAUAUUUUUUUUUCGGUCUCAUAUAAAUCCAUAAGUAACUCCUAAAUUGUUUUAUAAAAAACUGCCUUUAUUUCAUAUAAUUAGCAGAUUUAUAGUUUUAACAAAGCCUUUUUUGAUUUAUUUUUCUUCCUUAAAGUUCAAUAUACUAUUUUUAAAAAACGUUGGUAUUUUUAACAUCAAAGUCGUAAUAUGUAGGGGCCUUAAAAGUGGAUAAGUUGUAUGCACGAGUGCCAUCCACUUGGGCAAGUACGAAAUUAGACUAAGCAUGAGACAAAAGUGGUUGUAUAUAGUGAAAAGAAUCAUUCUAAGUCCCUCGAUAAUAGUCGCGAAGGCUAUUUCUGCACUAGAGCCUCCGAAAAAAAAUCCUUUGUUGGACACCGUUAAUAUAAGAACAUUGGUUUGGAGAAUUAAAAAAUGAUAUCCCUCCAAAUUUGACUCCAUAUCAUUUGCCAGAGUGCACAAAACUGGAUAUGUUUACCUAUAGUUUGAGAGAUGGGCUUUUACAUAGAAGCCAUUAGAAAUCUCUCCAACCAAAAACCGUCUGGUAAUUCAGUUGUGGAGAUCAUGUCAGAUCGCCUUUUGUAUAUCACUAAAUAUGUACAACUAGAUAAUAUGAGCUAAAUUAUCAUGACAAAAUUUUUCAUAGAGACGAGAUGGUUUUGGGUAGUGGUCAUGGCUAGCUAUUGUCUUUUCGACUGAUGCUUUCACUGAUUACUUGGGGAGAACAAUCCUUUAUACAUCCUUUUGACACUCGACACACAUAUUUUAAAAUUUGUUCUCUUUCUGAAGAAUAUUGGUUCACAUAUCUCAACUCUUUUUGCUCCUUUAAGUAAUUCUGGGCUUCAAAUUUACUCCUUGAGCACCUCCCACUCACCAAUUUUCCUUUUCUUCCUUGGAUUAUGUUCAGAAUUCGACUCCCUGUCGGAGUCACCGGAUUCAAAUCGGAGCAGUUGGGACGUCACUUUAUUUUAAAAAGCUAAAUAGGUAAAACCUUUGGAAACAAACUGGGAGUAUUUUGGAUGCUGUUCGAUGGACUUGAUGUGUGGAAUGAAGGCAGAAAACGAUAAGAAUUGGUUUAACAUACAAAAACGUACCUACUCAAAUUAUGAGACAAAUGUAAAUACUUAGGAGACAUUUUUUUUCAUUUAGGAGACGUUUUACAUGUAGGCAACUUGUAUAUUAUUUAUGAGACAUUUUACGAAUAUUUAGGAGACGCGAAAAUUUACUUCCAUAAAGCGAUAGCAUCAAGUGUACCUCUUAGAUUUUGAAUAAUUUUGUUUUUGAAAUUUGUAUCAUGUUGAUACCCUAAAUAAUAGAGACCCAUAAUUUGUACGUACAUUUCUCUUAAAUUGAAAUUUUCAUGCGAUUAUUUUAGCGAAAUACCAAACGCAGUGUAACGCGUAAUAUUUAAUUAUGCAUGAUGAGACAAAUUGAUUGAUUGAUUGAAAUUCAGUUUCUAUCUAAAACGAAUGUGUGAUUGGAAUUGCAGAAGAAUUGUAUUGAAUUGAAACUAACAAGUAUGAGCUUUGAAAAGUGUAAUACAAAAGAUGAUAAAUUGAAAUUAUUGUCUCAAAUCGAGGAAAAAUACUUCCUGCACAUUUCCUAAAUAAAUUUCAGGAUAUACUAAAAUUAGUGUCACAGAGAGAUCUGAGAGUUACACUAAACGCCUUCGCAUUGUGAGUGACAAGAAUGCUAUCCAUGAAGAUGACGAAGGGUACACUUGGUUGUUCCAGGAAUUUCAUGGUUUAAUAUGUACCAACAAAGAAACAAAGACGAUUGUCCUUUUCAGUUUUCGGGUUCAUUAAGUACAAAAUAAUCUAACUUGUAUUUAGAAUGAUUACAAUUAGUAUGAAAAUCAAUCAGGGUAUUUUAUUGUGAUUAUUAAAAGAAUUUUAAGAUGGAUUGCGUAGAUUCAGGUUUUAAUAAGAAACGUGUUUAAAAUUGCUGUCGUGUUUGGGUAAAAAGGAUUUAACAAAUAAUAUCUAAAUGAAAAUAUGUGUUACAUCGAUAUAACAGUACAUCCUGCAUCUAUAAGUAUUAUUAACUUCAUCAUCUAAUGUCAAGAUUAUAAAUAAAUUUUAUUACUGAACUGUCACCUGA
Folsomia candida is the source of this 4622-nucleotide messenger RNA. Its product is annotated as lysosomal acid glucosylceramidase. Bases 440 to 2326 code for a protein of 628 amino acids. The transcript is spliced from 14 exons. Gene Ontology annotation, molecular function: glucosylceramidase activity. Gene Ontology annotation, biological process: glucosylceramide catabolic process. NCBI's taxonomy places the organism in Eukaryota, Metazoa, Arthropoda, Collembola, Entomobryomorpha, Isotomidae. The record is from RefSeq and is a predicted model, not a curated record.